Messenger RNA from Alligator mississippiensis (American alligator), 14143 nucleotides. RefSeq names its product phosphatidylinositol-3,4,5-trisphosphate dependent Rac exchange factor 2 (gene PREX2). NCBI's taxonomy places the organism in Eukaryota, Metazoa, Chordata, Crocodylia, Alligatoridae. Gene Ontology annotation, molecular function: guanyl-nucleotide exchange factor activity; protein binding. The transcript is spliced from 41 exons. Gene Ontology annotation, biological process: intracellular signal transduction. The record is from RefSeq and is a predicted model, not a curated record. Bases 3553 to 8484 code for a protein of 1643 amino acids.
ACCCUAUGAACACACACACACACACACACACACACACACACACACACACACACACACACACACACACACACACACACACAGAGUCUCUUCCUCCCUCAUUGCUCUCUCUCUCUCUCUCUCUCUCCCCUCUCUCAUUGCAGGGACAUGCACAAACACCCUCCCACUCCUGGCCCUGGCAUACCUGCACGGUCCUUGUGCUCCCACAGUCCAGUGAUGCAACUGGGGGCCACAUGGUGCUGGAGUGGCCAGCUGGCAUGCAGGGAAGCAGUUAAAGCUGUGGCAGGAAGAGACUUCUGGUUGAGGGGGGCAGGGAGGACUGCCCCUGGCUCCUGUCAUCUUUGACAGGCAACCAGGAGCAGAUAAAUAUACAUUUUCUAAAUUUUUUAGGCCCCCCUCCCCCCGGCCCCAGGCCAGAUAGAAUGGCCUGGUGCGCUGAAUCUGGCCCGUGGGCCAUAUUUUGCCUGCCACUGUACUAUCAGAAGCUCUAUACCCAUGUCCUAUACUCAUGUGUAUGUAUACAAUGACCCAGUGCCCUAGUAGGGCAAACAGGAUAUGCAUGGUAACAUUUAUCUUUACAGGAGAUAGACACUUCUCUCUUUAUUUUGGGUCAGAACUUUCCAAAUGGCAGCCUGCAUCUGGCCUGUGAGGGAUGAAAGUGUGGCCUGUCGGCUCCUGCCCAGCUACCACUCCCCCCACUACUCGUUGUGGCCGGAGUCUGGAGGUGGCCCAGUACACUCACUGCCUGGGGGUCGGGGGAAGUUUGGGCUGUCUGCACAGCUGUGGUGGCAGAGGAAAGGCAAGGUCUGGGCAGGGAGGAGGAGAGAGCUGAAUAGGGGCUUGUGCAUUAGUGGAAAGAGGAGGGCACUCUCCCACAUGGCAGUGGUCGUGGGGGGAAGAGUGGGCUUACAUGGCAGUGGUGUGUGAGAGGGGACUUGCUAGCUUGAUGGCAUCAGUGGGAGUAGGCUUGUGCUGUGCUGGUGGGGAGAAAGGGAGCUUGCUAAGCCCACACAGCAUUGGGGUGCUUCUGUAGUAGUAGAGGUGGGGGCAGCUCAUGCUGCUUGCAUGGCAAGGGGGCUGUGUAGAGUGUAGGUUGAAGGGACUACAUGUCAUGGGCCCCUGAGGUAUGUGGCUUGGGGCCUGUGACUAGUGUUGCAUGCAGCCACCAGCUGCUUUGAAGUUGAGCAGCCUGGUUGUGGGUCUGGUUCAUGUCAUAAAUUGUGAUAGGCGUAUGUAAUGUGGACAUGUAAAAGGGAAGCAAAUGGGGUUGGUUGCUUUUUCUGUUAUUCCUUUGCAUGGCUCUGUGGCAGAUUGAGAAUGUGUCCUGCUUAACUGACUACUGAGAAGGGCAUUAAGGCCACUUAAUGGAUCAACAGUGUACAUGGCAGGGUGGGUAUACCAGCUGUCUCCAGCACUGUGGACCAUGGGCUGGGAUAUGAUAUGGUAUGUUCAUUAGCCCAUUUCAACAUCUAUGUUAACUUGUAACCUAGAUUCUGGGUAACUCCUGUGCUCACCUACCUUUCUAAGUAUAGUAAUUACAUUAGCAAUCCUACUCUGAGUCACAGGAUUGGGACAAAGAAACAUGUAUUAGGCUAUGAUUUAUGUUCAGUAGUAUCCAAGCAUUUUUGUUAGGACUGGGGGUCCAAUAUGUUAGGGGCCUUGCAAUCACAUAGUCCCUACUUAUCCAGUUGUGCCCAGAAGACCCAACAAACUAUUGUGUUAGGCACUUCACAAAUAUAGUGAAAGACAGUGGGUUCCCUAAUAAGCCUGCAGUCUAAAUGGGCAAGACAAAGGGAAUGAGAAUAGGUGAAGCCGUUUGGUCAAGAUUUCACAAGAGGCCAGUGGCAGACCUAAGAAUAGAACCCAAGGUUUCUGAUUCAUCUGUCCACCAGAUCCUGCUGCUUCCUUAGGUCUCUACUCAGUCAGGCAACAUGUUGAAUGGCUCCAGUUCACUGUUCCUUAGGGUGUAGUGAAAAAGUGUAUUGCCGUGAUCAGAUUGGAAGAUGGAUGGAUAGCCAAGGACAUGCAUCCUGCCGGAGAACUAUCAGAGGGAACAAGAACAACAGGACAUCCUAAACUUGGCUACAAAGACACGUGCAAGAGAGAUAUGAAGGCAUUUGGAAUCAAUCCUGACCUAUGGGAAACCUUGGCAAGUGAUCAUAACAAGUGAUCAUAACAGCAUCUCCAUCAAGGCAUUAAAGUCCACACAAAAAGUGGCUCCACCAGCUUGAAGAGAAAAGAGCCUGUAGGAAGCAAGAAGUUCCCAAACCACCUAACCAUGACGUAUACAUUUGUAACCACUGCCACAGAUUAUGCAACUCUGAUCUUGGACUGUUCAACCACAUGAGACACUGCAAACCAUCUACGUCAUAGGCUGCAAUAUCCAUCAUCUCCCUCAGACAAACGGAUGUCAAACUGCCUUGACCUGGAACUUUCAAAUGGGGUCUGGAUUUUGUUAAGUUUUGAUCUUUAGAUAAGGUUCAUAGACUCAAACCUUUCAUUUGAACCUCCUUCCCUACCCCCACAAAUUAGGACUAUGUCAGAUUAAAGAUUUUAGGUUUGACCCCUCCUGUAACAAAGAUGACACUGUGCUUAUUACAACACACGUUUAAUUUUUCAAGGAAUGAUCACCCCACCUCAGCAGAUCUAAUGACUUUGUGGAGGUUGCAGCUCACUUCCUUCAGUGUCUUCAGUUAUUGUGCAACUCUGAACUCCCAAGGGCGAAGAGAAACCCACAUGACCUGGCUGGGUUUCAUAUUGCUUUGCUUAAAAAGAAAAGAGAAAGAGAGAGAGAGAGAGAGAACUCCAGUUAAUCUAGUGUUUCUUGACGUAUGGCUGUGUGUUGUAACGUCAUGUAAUGUCACGUCACAUUUAUGAUGAAUACAUUUGAAUGCACACAUAUCUAUCUGCUUGUACACUUGAGGAUAUAAACCUUGUAUGCAUAACACACACACACACACAGAGUCUAUAAGGUGUGCGUGCUAUGUGUGGAGGGUACAAGAGGAGCAGGACCAGCUCUGUGGCUGAUGAUUAAAGCAACAAGGAGCCCAGCUAGCCAGUGGCAUUUUUCAACUAAUCAGUGAAUUCUUAUCCCCUGAAGUUAGAGCCCUCCUCCAGCAAAGGUCCAGCUCCAGUGGGGGACUGUGCGAGGCAGGCAGGCGCUGGCACGCAGUCUUUCCCAAGGUUGUGUUUCCUUUCCUUUUUCCUGAGAUUUGGUGCAGGGGGAAGGGGUCGGAGUCACAUGGAUACAAAGCUUUUGAUGAAUGUCCAAGCUGCCUGCGCCGGGGCUGCCGCAGGCUUUCAAUCCCUCCGUCACACAGGGAGCCGGGAGAGCGGGGAACCGGUGACCCACUCAUUUCCUAUAGGCUGUGUCCCCUUCCUGACGGGAAGAGCGCCCGCGCUGGUGCUGCUUUGUGCGCCGGGGCCCCGGCCGCACUUGCGGAGCCCCAGCAUGUAACUGAGCGGCGGCUCGUGUUGUCCCCUCGCCCCGCGGCCGGAGGCGACGCGGGCAACUUUUCCUGCGGGCAGGCGGGCGGGCGAGGAGCCGCGGGAACAAUGACAGAGGAGAGCAAAGGGGAAGGGAAAGGGGAAAGCGGGAAGGACCUGGAGAAGCAGCUUCGCCUUCGGGUCUGCGUCCUGACCGAGCUGCUCAAGACGGAGCGGGACUACGUGGGCACCCUGGAGUUCCUUGUGUCGGCAUUCCUUCACCGAAUGAUCCAAUGUGCUGCAUCCAAAGUUGAUAAAAAUGUCACAGAGGAGACAGUUAAGAUGUUGUUUUCAAAUAUUGAAGAUAUUCUUGCAGUUCACAAGGAUUUCCUGUCUCUGGUGGAAGACUGUUUGCAGCCUGAACCUACUGCGCAUCAUGAAGUGGGAACCUGCUUUCUUUAUUAUAAAGACAGGUUUCGUAUCUAUGAUGAAUACUGUAGUAACCAUGAGAAGGCACAAAAACUUCUUCUUGAACUUAACAAAAUAAGAACAGUGAGGACUUUUCUUUUGAACUGUAUGCUGCUUGGAGGAAGAAAGAAUACAGAUGUUCCACUGGAAGGAUAUCUAGUAACACCAAUACAGAGAAUAUGCAAGUAUCCCCUUCUUUUAAAGGAGUUACUGAAGCGGACUCCAAGGAAACACAGUGAUUAUGCAGCAUUAAUGGAAGCCCUCCAAGCCAUGAAAGCUGUCUGUUCCAACAUAAAUGAAGCCAAGAGACAAAUGGAAAAAUUAGAGGUUUUGGAAGAAUGGCAGUCUCACAUUGAAGGAUGGGAGGGAUCCAACAUCAUAGAUUCUUGCACGGAAAUGCUAAUGUAUGGAGUUUUGCUGAAAAUUUCUGCAGGAAAUAUCCAGGAGCGGGUCUUUUUUCUUUUUGAUAAUCUUUUGGUCUACUGCAAAAGAAAACACAGGCGAUUGAAGAACAGCAAAGCAUCUACUGAUGGCCAUCGGUAUCUCUUUCGAGGCAGAAUAAACACAGAGGUGAUGGAAGUAGAGAAUGUAGAUGAUGGUACAGCGGACUAUCAUAGCAGUGGCCACAUUGUUGUUAAUGGCUGGAAGAUUCACAACACAGCAAAGAACAAAUGGUUUGUAUGCAUGGCAAAAACUCCUGAAGAGAAGCAAGAAUGGCUGGAAGCUAUUCUGAAAGAAAGAGAAAGAAGAAAAGGUUUAAAACUGGGCAUGGAACAAGAUACUUGGGUGAUGAUCUCAGAGCAGGGAGAGAGACUCUACAAAAUGAUGUGUAAACAAGGGAAUCUGAUCAAAGACAGGAAAAGAAAACUAACCACUUUCCCAAAGUGCUUUCUUGGAAGUGAAUUUGUGUCCUGGUUAUUGGAAACUGGAGAGAUACACAAAGCUGAAGAAGGUGUACAUCUUGGCCAAGCUUUACUAGACAAUGGUAUUAUCCACCAUGUUACAGAUAAGCACCAGUUCAAACCUGAACACAUGCUCUACAGAUUCCGUUAUGAUGAUGGAACAUACUAUCCACGAAAUGAAAUGCAGGAUGUUAUUUCCAAGGGUGUAAGAUUGUACUGUCGUCUUCACAGCCUGUUUACUCCAGUAAUAAGGGAUAAAGAUUACCAUCUAAGGACCUACAAAUCUGUAGUCAUGGCUAACAAAUUGAUAGACUGGCUGAUUGCACAGGGAGAUUGCCGGACCAGGGAGGAAGCAAUGAUCUUUGGUGUAGCUCUUUGUGACAAUGGGUUUAUGCACCAUGUAUUAGAAAAAAGUGAAUUUAAAGAUGAACCACUGCUAUUUCGUUUUUUUGCGGAUGAAGAGAUGGAAGGGUCAAAUAUGAAGCACAGGCUCAUGAAACAUGACUUAAAAGUUGUGGAAAAUGUCAUAGCCAAAUCAUUAUUGAUUAAAUCUAAUGAAGGCAGCUAUGGUUUUGGUUUAGAAGACAAAAACAAAGUGCCUAUUAUUAAAGUAGUGGAGAAAGGAUCAAAUGCUGAGAUGGCAGGCCUGGAAGUAGGGAAAAAGAUCUUUGCCAUUAAUGGUGACCUAGUUUUCCUGAGACCCUUCAGUGAAGUGGAUUACUUUUUGAAAGCAUGUUUAAACAGCAGACAGCCCCUCAGGGUUCUUGUGAGCACAAAACCACGCGAGACAGUGAAGAUUCCUGACUCUGCAGAUGGGCUGGGAUUCCAGAUCAGAGGCUUUGGUCCAUCAGUUGUCCAUGCUGUUGGGAGAGGAACUGUGGCAGCUGCAGCUGGUCUCCACCCUGGACAGUGCAUAAUCAAAGUGAAUGGAAUUAAUGUUAGCAAAGAGAGUCAUUCAAGCGUUAUUGCCCAUGUUACAGCCUGCAGGAAAUACAGGCGUCCAAUGCAGCAAGAUUCCAUACAAUGGGUAUAUAACAGUAUUGAGAGUGCACAGGAAGAUCUUCAGAAAACAAACUCCAAGCCCCCUGGAGGUGAUGGAGGAGAUGUCUUUGACUGCAAAGUGGAAGAGGUAAUUGAUAAAUUCAACACUAUGGCAAUAAUUGAUGGGAGGAAAGAUCAUGUUAGUCUGACUGUUGAUAAUGUUCACCUGGAAUAUGGAGUGGUUUAUGAGUAUGACAGUACUGCUGGAAUGAAAUGCCAUGUGUUAGAGAAAAUGGUUGAACCGAAAGGCUUUUUCAGCUUGACAGCCAAGAUUCUUGAGGCACUGGCAAAAAGCGAUGAACAUUUUGUUCAGAAUUGUAACAGCCUGAAUUCUUUAAAUGAAGUUAUCCCCACUGACCUCCAGAGUAAAUUCAGCGUUAUCUGCAGUGAGAAAAUUGAACAUAUAUACCGAAGAAUCUCUAGUUAUAAAAAGUUCUCAAGAGUAUUAAAAAACAGAGCUUGGCCUACGUUUAAACAAGCCAAAUCAAAGAUCUCACCACUUCACAGCAGUGAUUUCUGCCCAACCAACUGCCAUAUCAAUGUGAUGGAAGUUUCCUAUCCUAAAACCUCAACUUCUCUUGGUAGUGCCUUUGGGGUUCAGCUAGACAGCAGAAAGCAUACUUCACAUGAGAAAGAAAAUAAAACUACUGAACAAGGUAAACUGAAUCCCAUGGUUUACAUUCAGCAUACUAUUACCACCAUGGCAGCCCCAUCAGGACACUCCCUAGGUCAACAAGAUGGCCAUGGUCUGAGAUACCUAUUAAAAGAAGAGGACUUAGAAACACAAGAUGUCUAUCAGAAAUUGCUGUGCAAAUUGCAGACUGCAUUGAGAGAGGUGGAAACAUGUGUCUGUCAGAUAGACGAUCUCCUCUCUUCGAUAACAUAUUCUCCCAAAUCAGAACGUAAAACACCUGAGGCUUUAAUACAAGCAGACAGUGACAAUGACAAGGGAGAAAAGAAUGGGAAAAAGGUCUGUUUUAAUGUAGCUGGUGAUGAGCAGGAAGAUUCUGGCCAUGACACCAUCAGCAAUAGGGAUUCAUACAGUGAUUGCAAUAGCAACAGAAACUCCAUUGCCUCAUUCACCAGCAUUUGCAGUAGCCAAUGCAGUUCUUACUUUCACAGUGAUGAAAUGGAUUCAGGUGAUGAACUUCCCUUAAGUGUUCGUAUUUCUCAUGAUAAACAGGACAAACUCCAUAGUUGUUUGGAGCAUCUUUUCGGUCAGGUAGACUCAAUUGUCAAUCUUCUGAAAGGACCUGCUGUAGCGAGGGCCUUUGAACAGACAAAGUAUUUCACACCCGGACGAGGCCUACAAGAGUUUCAGCAGGAAAUGGAACCUAAGCUUAGUUGUCCAAAGAGGUUACGACUUCACAUCAAGCAAGACCCCUGGAACCUUCCCAGCAGUGUCCAAAAUCUUGCGCAGAACAUUAGAAAAUUUGUUGAAGAGGUGAAGGCAAGACUGCUGUUGGCACUUCUUGAAUACACAGCUUGCCUGCAGCCAGGGAGAAGAUUAAUUCCACAGUGGUCUGCAGUCGGGGAGAAAGGCAAGACUUUCACCUGUGAGUCCAGAGCUAAGACCUGCAGGACCAGACUAAGAGAUAGUGAAAUACAGCUCAGACGAGACAUGGUCUUCUGCCAAAGUCUAGUAGCCACAGUCUGUGCUUUUUCUGAGCAACUAAUGGCUGCAUUAAAUCAGAUGUUUGACAACAGCAAAGAGUAUGAAAUGGAGACUUCAGAGGCCAGCAGAAGGUGGUUGGAACAGAUAGCUAAUGCAGGUGUUCUUCUUCAUUUCCAGUCAUUGCUGUCACCUAACUUGACGGAUGAACAAGCCAUGCUAGAAGAUACAUUGGUUGCAUUAUUUGAUCUGGAAAAAGUUACUUUUUAUUUCAGACAAUCAGAACCAGAACCAGUAGUUGCAAAUGUUCCAAUCACAUAUCAAGCGGAAGGAAGUCGGCAAGCCUUGAAGGUUUACUUUUAUCUUGAUAAUUACCAUUUUGAGCAACUUCCUCAACGGUUAAAAAAUGGAGGAGGAUUUAAGAUACACCCAAUACUUUUUUCACAAGCACUGGAGAGCAUGGAAGGAUAUUAUUACAGGGACAGUGUAUCAGUAGAAGAAUUUCAAGCCCAGAUUAAUGCAGCCUCACUAGAAAAAGUCAAGCAGUAUAACCAGAAACUCAGGGCAUUUUACCUGGACAAGUCAAAUCUGCCUCCAAAUUCAACAUCUAAAGCUGCUUAUGUAGACAAGUUAAUGCGGCCCCUCAAUUCUUUGGAUGAACUUUACCGGCUGGUAGGGUCAUUUAUCAGAUCCAAGCGCACAGCGGCUUGUACUUACACUGCUUGCAGUGCCUCUGGAGUUGGAUUGCUCUCGGUUUCUUCAGAACUUUGUAGCAGACUUGGAGCUUGCCACAUCAUAAUGUGCAACAGUGGAGUUCACCGGUGCACACUAAGUGUCACUCUGGAACAGGCUAUAAUUCUUGCUAGGAGUCAUGGUCUACCUCCUCGCUAUAUUAUGCAAGCUACAGACGUGAUGCGCAAACAGGGAGCAAGAGUGCAGAACACUGCCAAGAAUUUAGGAGUGAGGGACAGAACACCACAGUCUGUCCCAAGAUUAUACAAGCUGUGCCAGCCUCCACCUCCUGCUGGAGAAGAGUAAGGAGAACGAAGCAAAAUAUAAUAAACCGCUUUUAAGAUAUUGGACUAGAAAACAAAAUCAAGAUGCACUCUGAUGGAACAUGCCUGGUGAAGUGACAAGUAGAAUUCAUUUACUCAGGAUAAAGAAAUAGGUUGUCCUUAAAUAUUUCUCUUUCAUCAUUGGGUAACAGACUGUUGAAAAAUAUUUUUGGGCUCCAUGUACUGUAGUGUCACAUGAGCAAAAUUUGAACGUUGUGGGGGUUUUCCUGGAAAGUUUACACUGGAAUUUGCAGGUGACAUGGCCAGGUCAGCAACACAGUUGCCUUUUGCACAUAGACAGCAGUAUUAGAAAAGCCAUCCCAUGUGAACCACAUCAAAAUGUCAUCCAAGUCCACAGAGUGAACUCCAGGAAAGAAGAAAAGUUUAAAAUUAUCUAAAUGCAUUAUUCAUUCAUAUCUCUCACACUGAUUAACUUGUGUCUUUCCCACUAAGAUAAUGUUAUUAUGUUCUCCAAAAGUUUAGCAAUAAGAAAUAAACAGUUUUAGUCUAUGAAACACAUAUAUGUUAAAGACUAAGAACCUAACUACAAAUAGUCCCAAUGAGUUUGGAAUGACUACGUGGAUCUAGCAGUCAAUGUACAAUUCCAACACAGUAAACUCAGUUACUUUAUUAAGAAUCCAUGGUCAUCACAGAUUUGAAAGAGCGUGUUAUUUCAUCUUGUAGAAAUGGUGCAACCCCUUAAAUUGCAUAAAAAUUAAAAUAUAGCUUUCAAAGAUAUUUUGGGAGAGAGAGUGUGAUUGAAAUUAGGAGGGUGAUAUUAACAUAUAAUUAGAAGGAAGUUCAAACUUCAGCCUGCAGCAGCUGCUUUACUUUGUUGGGCUUCUAUAUUUCAGAAAUCUCCAUACAGUUGUGUUUAUCUUGUAAAGUAUUGUACAUGGUAUCAUGUCUAACCAGACUGGGUAAAGGGCUGUGCUCUAGCUUUGAACUGGAAAAUUUUGAAUUGUAGAGUAUGUAAGUAAAGCAUAGUGUCAAAACUUCAUAUGUUUAUAUCAGCGUAUAAAAUAUUUUGUCAGCAUAAAGUUUUACAGCUAUUGAAGUUGGUUUUGCAGACUGGUAGUUUUAUAAUUUUAUGAUUUUAAUUUUGUAGGAUGUUUUGAAUAUCUACAUGGAUCAGGAAAAAUAUUAUUCAUGUUUAAUUAUUUUCUGACUGAAGUGUUUUGAGAGAAAAUAAAUGUUCCUGAAAGACUCUUCAUAUGUAUACACAUUAAAGUAAAAUUGCAUUUUAAAAUUUUGCUUCUGGUAGUAGUAACUAGAUACUAGGGAGGGAUGCAUAUAAUCUAAAAACGUAAGUAUUAUACAAAUUAUAGUUCUAUAAUUGCACACAAACCUCUACAACAUAGUUCUUUCAGUUCUAUGUUGUCUAUUCACUUAUGAAAUUUCAGUAAAUUUUUAACUCAGAAAUAGAUGAGAAUUCAGUACAAGCUGUAUUUUACAAAGAGUGUUCUUUCCAUAGGACAUAUAAGUGGUUUAUUACUUUUCUCCAAAGGAGGAGUUAGUAGUUCUACAUUCUUCAGUAUUCUUGAUUUUAUAUGCAGAUAUUAACUUUGGCAACAAAGUAAAUAUUUUUAUAUACACACAAAUGUAUGUGUAAAGACAUAUAUUAUAGUAGCAGUAUGCGUAUAUCUAGUUAAACCAGUUAUGUAGCCAACCAAGCUUAAACAUAAAAUCUGUUAACUUCCUUUAACUGUGACAAAAAAUGAUACUGAACACUCUGUAAAGUCACAAUUUUCCCUCCAUUCUUGAAGUUUACAUCCUUCUGAUACUUGCUGGAAACUUUUUUUCAGGAUUUUGAUAAACACGAAAUUCUACUUUCUUAAGCUAUAUAGGAAGUAGGAAAACCCAUUUUCUUUGUCUAUUAUGACUUAACACUUUUACAUAAGAAAAGAAUGGAUUUUGGUUUUAUACAGUUGUUGUUCUAGUCCACAAAUCUCAUAGUCCUAGACAUGUUUUAUUCAAAGGCAAUAUUGGUUAAGAUUAUCUUUCCUCUAGGCAAGUAUUACCAAGAAAAUUUAGGCUUCUGCUUGCUCAGGCACCAGAAAUGUGCAGAAGUCAAAGCUUUCUUGUGCUAGGUAUUGUACCACAAAUCAUGUAGCACAUUUAGUUUGGCAGUGUCAGGCUUUACUAGGAGCAAGGAUUUCUUAGGGUAAUAUUUUUAUUGAACCAACUAUGCAGCUGGGAUAGAAUUAGACAAGCUUUUGAAUGUGAAGUAUUCUUGGUGAGGAACCUAAUUCUUGGUGUGAGAUUUGGCUACAAAAUCUUUUACUAAGAGACUGAGUGCUAUCAACUGAAUGAAACUGAUAACAGUUCUACAAGAGGAAAAUCUGUUGUAUGCACACACAUUAUCAGUGAAUAAACUUAUCGUCCAGCACUUUUGAAUAUCAGCUGAGUCACAAUAAUGAUGUAGGAGUGCAAUAUACUAAAAUCAUUACAUGUGUAAUAUGAUAGGUUUAAUGUAAGUGGGUUUUGGGCAUUUGAAAGUGCAGGUAAUAAAUGUUUGUUAAAUGAUAGCUGAGGACUGACAGCUAUUAGCUAAAAUCAUUGGACCAAAUUCUUCAAUUAGAAUUUUUCUUGAGUAAGCACUGAAGGUAUUGACCCUCUGCUUUUGUAUCUGUUGUUACAUUAUAUGUCUAAAUGACUAUUUAGUGAAGAAGAGGAAAGGUUUGAGUCCCCAGUUCUCUUUUGUUCUGAAAAAUAUAUAUAAGAGUUUACUUAACUCUCUCAACUUCAUUAUACAAGCUCAUCCAGCCUCUAGCACCAAUGACUUGUGCGGUGCAUGAAUUUAGAUACUUAGGUUUGUAUUUUCAGAGGGCUUGAUGGAUUUAGGCCCCAGUUUCCAAUGGGAUUUGGGGUUUGGAUUUUCAGAGGCCCUGAAGAGGGUUAGGCACACAGCUUCCAUUGAACUUCUAUCGGAAAUGGGUAUGUAACUUGCUUGGGCUCUUUUGAAAAUUGUAGUCAUGGCCAUUUCAGUUGCAAACUUCACGGACUUUUCUGUAUCUCUUUACUUGCCCCUCUAUUUUCUGAACAAAAUCACACAUCCUAAUAUGUUUGGUUCCCGGUUAGUUCAGCCAGGCAUUGAAGAAGCCUUCUUACAAAUUAUACAUUUACAUAUGUUUGUGACUAAAGCUAAUUAUAAUGUUGCGUAAACAUGUAAGAUAUAUUUACCCUUCCUGCAGUGCAUACACAAUAAAAAAAUCAAUUUUCAGUGUACACAGUAUAUUUAUCCGUUCAUAAAUUCUUAGGCUUGCAAAUGACAAGAAGUGAUGAUUAACAGGAGUUCUAACACUCUUAGCUCAUUAGAUCUUUACUUCUGCUACAACCAUUUAUGCUGCUUAUUUGUGUAUUGCAGCAAUUUACAGAAAACUCGGGGUGUGUGUGUGUGUGUAACUUCACACAAAAUAACUAAAAAUAGAGUCUAAAAUCUGCUUGUGUGUGUAUGUGUGUAAUUUGAAGUUUUACACACACAUACAAUCUAGGAAGGGCAUAGGGAAUAUUUAAGAACCAGAAAGGAAAGGUUGGUAGCCAUAUAAUAGUCAACCAAUUAUGCAAGAGGCAAGUAUUUCUUAGGGUUAUAUCUUUUAUUGGACCAAAUGCAUAACUAGAAUAGAGUUAGACAAGCUUUUGAAUGGAAGACAUUAUUACCCAAACAAUAUAAUGGUCAUGCUAAAGGGAAAUAUAUUUUUAUUCAAAGGUAGAUCUGGAGUGGGAGGGCUGUUUUAAUAACUGGAUCCUAUUCAGGUUCAGUCUUAGUUUUGUGAAAUGAGCAUUAGUCCAAUCUAGUCUCUGAAGUUAAGAGUCUGAAGAAAUAGGAAAUUUCCCAGUAUUUAGUAUGUUGUCCUUCUUGAGUUUAACAAAAGUAAGAUAGAUGGUUCUAGUCUGUAAUUGGUAAACAUUUUUUGCAUUAGUAAUCCUCCAACUCAAAGAGUUUUUGCUCAGUUAAAAUAAUUGAUACAUACAUUUACAUCCACCGAAGGAAACAACCUUUUAAUGUCCCAGCAUUUCACUCUUACUUUCUAAAAGAAUAAUGUCUGAGUUUCUCUUGCACAGGUUUUUAGCCAAGGAAAUCAAACUAAACUUUAUUGGGAAUUAUGUAGAAAGCAUAUUUCAAUACGUAACCUUAUUUCUUAAUAGCCUAUUGAAAGCUUUCUUGUGCAUUUAAAACAAUCAAUCAGUUUUAUUAACUCUGUUUAGCUCUGUUUUUACUCAAAGAAAAUUAUAGGUAAAUGGUAGUGUUGUUUGUUUCAUAAAUCCAUUGUUAGAUGUACUAUAUAAGACUACAAUUAUUUGAGUCUGUGAGUUCCUAUUACAUCAUGAUUAAGCAAGAGUUCAAAAUAGGAGAGUAUUUUUGGUUUUGUUCCAAAUUGAAGUGUUAACAUCUAUAGUGGAAGUAUAUUUCAGCAGAUGUACAUUUUGCAGCUAUUCCAUAGGUUUGUGUCUGCCAACACUAUGCAUAUUUGCACCAUUGGUGUUUAACCUGACAACAGCAGGAUAGCUCCUAAAACUCGCACAUUGCCUUAAACAUUUUAGCUAUGUACUUACUGAGAAAUGCACAUAGUGCUUUUCUAAUUGUACUCUGGCAGUACACUAGCAUUUGUAAAUUAGAUGGAAAAUACAUACCUGUCUCAGGAUAUCUAGAUUUUUGUGAUUAAUUAGAUUUUGAUGUAUAAAAAUAUACUGAACUCACUUAUAUUUUUGUAAACUGACUGACUUUUUAUAUGCUGUAUAUAUCCAUUAACAAUUCUUCCUUAAGACUAUAAGUUGUUAAGGACAGUUUCUUUUCCUGCCUGCAACAGAUGGGUUUUUUAUGUUGCGCAAGUAUAAAAAUAUGUACUAUAUACAUAAGAGAUGUGGAGAUGCUACUACCUGUAAGCAGCUUCAAAUAGCCAGUGACUGACCAUGCUAUGUUGUCAUUUCUGUUAUUGUCUUCCAGGACUAAUAGCAAUCCUGUUUGUCUAGAAUCCAUACUAACGUUCCUGUUUGUUGACAAUAGAAACUGUCGCCUGCUACAAUCUGAAAGACUAGUCUAGUGCACUUCCUGGUUAGUUGAUACAUACAUACAAGUAUCAUAUUUGGACUUUCAUGGGUAUGCCCACAGCACCUCUAGUGUAUGUCUGUGUACUGUAUGUACAGUAUACAUAUUUAUAAAGAUUAUAGCAGCACUAUUCUGCUUGUAGCAACCUGUAUAUAAUGUAUGAAGUUAGCUGAGCUUGUGCAACCUUUUAAGAAAAAUGUUUAAUUUUUUGCAUUGAAGUAGUGCACACUUUUUUCACAUGAAGGACAUAUUUUUUGUAACUUUUCAGUAAGAAUCUUAGAGCAUUAUUGCUUUUAAAUAUAAAUAUAUAUAAAUACAUACAUUUAUACAUUGAAUCAACAGUUUCCAUUUUAAAACUCUCAAACUAGCAGCGCCAUGCGUAUUUGGCAUUAACAUUUGUAAUUUAAUGUUAAACCUUCUUGAAAUAUGGAUUUAAAUAACGUUUUUCUGUUUUUGUAAAGUAUCCAUGUAGUAUACUUUGUAUCAGUUAUUAUAUUGACUAUGGGUUUUAAACUAAUGCUGUAUACUUUAUUAGAUGUAUGGUUUAUUUUUUUUAGUUUGCCUAUUAAAAGUCUGGAUUAGUAACAAUGAA